Messenger RNA from Periconia digitata, 858 nucleotides. The record is from the annotation of a GenBank genome assembly. Lineage: Eukaryota; Fungi; Ascomycota; Dothideomycetes; Pleosporales; Periconiaceae.
UUGAAAUUUCGGGACUAUCAGAGUGUUCACCAUCCUCUGUCUUCCAUCGCUGCAGCCACCGGCAAGCCACUUGAUCACUCCUGCUUUGUUACGAUGCGCUUCGCCACUGUUAUCCCCAUCAUUCUUGCGGCCCUGUCCGCCACUGCGCAAGCAGAAACUUGUCAAGCGAUUCUGGACGCCGAAUACUCUCUAUUUUCCGGGACCGAUCUGUGCCAGCGGUGCGACAACAGAUGCACUCCCGAGGACGGAUGGUGCUGGAGACAAUCCCUUGAUUUGGUAGACUACACCAGGCGGAACUGCAUCAACUAUGGGCUGGAGGCCGGAUACUGCAAGGACUAUGCCAUCAAUGAUGUUUGCAGCAAUUAGCGGUAAUGGCUAGAGAUUUUAGAUCUCGUCGACUGUCAAGGCUUCAACGUCAACAAGCAGGAGCUUUGGAUCGUGCAAGAAUCGCGUUGGAGGACGAGUAUUGGAUAAUCAAUCGGUUGAACUUGGAGUGAAAUCCUUUUCGCAUUACAGGCACAAUAAUUCCAAACACUCUUAUGUUGUACGCCCAGAUAUAAUGCACCAGAAAAAAGAUGAUUGUCAUGGAGUCACCAUUAUUGUGUGGGUGGUGUCUCGCGUAUGCUCCGGGCAGAUCUCAUCGUGUAAUUCCCAUGUUAGCGUGUGUGAUUUCUGGAAACCACAACUUCUUUGAAACGCCAUUUCGUAAUUAGUCUACCCUAUGGUUUAAGAACCAAUCGCCCAUUGAAUGAGCGACACAAACAAAAAGUCAAUCUUCGGCUGUGCUGCAUCCAUCUUGAUGCUGGUCCUCCACUAAUUCUCUGUCAACUGCGUGAUUCCACUAUCAUAUACCUCCAU